Messenger RNA from Ruditapes philippinarum (Manila clam), 1234 nucleotides. RefSeq names its product EEF1A lysine methyltransferase 1-like. Lineage: Eukaryota; Metazoa; Mollusca; Bivalvia; Venerida; Veneridae. The transcript is spliced from 5 exons. The coding region runs from base 205 to 855 and encodes 216 amino acids. The record is from RefSeq and is a predicted model, not a curated record. Gene Ontology annotation, biological process: methylation. Gene Ontology annotation, molecular function: protein-lysine N-methyltransferase activity; nucleic acid binding.
GGAUAAAAUGAUUUAUCCAAAAAUUAUAUAAAGGAGCUGAUUGUCUGUCUAAUCAAGGACAGUGGUCUUACGUAGGACGAAACAUGUCGUUUUAGUGAAACGAAAUUCUAUAAUUCUUCUUGGGUUACUGCCCUUUGUUCCAAAGACGCCAUUUGCACAUCACGUUUUUAAGAUUCUUUUGGUCAUCAGUGGAGUUCUUUUAAGAUGACAGACAGUGAUGAUGAUACUCCAACUCUGUCAGCUGACACUUUAUCUGCACUGAAUGAGUUCUAUGCAGAACAGACUAAGGAACAGAAGCAAAUUGAAGAAGCUCUUCAAGCAGGACAAAUUAAAGAUGUAAAUUUGAAAGAAGACUGGCAAUUAAGUCAGUUUUGGUACACUGAUGAGACAGCCCAGAGACUGGCAGAAGAGGUGUUGUCUCUCGCUGGAAAAGAAGGCAGGAUAGCAUGUAUCAGCGCCCCAACAGCUUACAAGAAAAUUACAGAGAUCAAACCAGACACUUGUAACGUAAAAUGUUUAGAAUUUGACAAACGAUUCCAGAUCUACGGUGAUGAUUUUCAGUUUUAUGACUACAAAGAACCUUUAAAUUUACCACUGGAUUGGAAAGAGAGCUUUGAUAUAGUGAUUGCAGACCCACCAUUUCUGUCUGAAGAGUGUCUGUGUAAAACGGCGGUAACAGCGAAAUUUCUGACCAAAGGAAAAAUAAUCUUAUGUACAGGAGCAGUAAUGGAGGAGUUAGCAGUCAAGUUACUGGAUGCUCGGCCAUGCUCAUAUUUACCCCAACAUAAAAAUCAGCUGCAGAAUGAUUUCAGAUGUUUUACUAACUAUGACAGUGUGUUAUUGAAUCAGUCUUGAUGACACUUCAUCUGUUUGUAGUUAUACUUAAUAUAAAUGGACUGGUUGAACAUUGGUUAAUGUACUUUAUUCUUAGGAUUUUCUCUAAAUAUUAAGGGAUGUUGUUUUGUUUUUUGGAAAAACAAUAUUUUUGUACAGUACAAAAGAGUGUUUUUAGGUUGCCCGUUUCGAAGAAAAGUCAUGCUAUUAUGAUAGCUGCGUUAUUGUCAGCAUUCUGCAAAAACUUAAAUGUGAACCAUUAUUCAAACAUUUUAACUGAUGCCAACAUGAAACUUAUCAUGACAAGGUGAAGUCUUUAGACAAAGGAGCAUAAUUCUGAAAGCUAUAUUUUUGGUAUUAUGCCUUUUUUAGCUCACCUGAGCAUGCUCAGGGUGAGUUU